AUGUCCAUCCCUUCCACAAUGAAAGCGGUGGUGAUUGAGCAGACGGGAGGCCCAGAAGUUCUCCAAUUCAAGACCGACCAUCCGGUGCCGACACCCAAGGAAGGCCAGCUGCUCGUCCACAACAACAUUUCCGGCGUCAACUACAUCGACACCUAUUUCCGGACAGGGCUGUACCCUUCACCGAAACCCGAAGUUUUGGGCCGUGAAGGCGCCGGAGUCGUCGCUGCGGUGGGCCCCAACACCUCUAGCUUUCAGGUCGGCGACCGUGUCGCGUGGCUGGGAACGUCUGGGUAUGCAGAGUACACAGCGGUUCCCGCCGACAAGACCGUCAAGAUCCCCGAUGGUAUUAGCGAGGAAGAUUUGGUAGCCUCUUUCCUAAGUGGGCUGACGGUUUUGACCCUGGCCAAGGAGACAUACCCUGUGCAGAAGGGGGAUUGGGUCCUGUUGCACGCCGCAGCCGGUGGUGCGGGUUUCUUGAUGACCCAAGUGCUGAAGUCCAUGGGAGCCAAGGUCAUCGGCACCGCGGGUGGAGCAGAGAAAUGUGCACUGGUGAAGAGUCUUGGGGCCGAUCUCGUGAUUGACUAUCGAAGCGACGAGGGCAAAGACUGGGUGAAGCUGGUGAAGGAGGCCACCGGUGGCCGUGGUGUGGAUGUGGUCUACGACUCCGUGGGCAAGGAUACCUGGGAGGGUAGCUUGGAAGUUGUCAAGCGCAAGGGAACUGUGGUCUGGUUUGGCAAUGCGAGUGGCCCCGUGCCUCCUCUUCCUCUCCAGAAAAUCGCACCCAAAUGUGUCAAGGUUGCCCGGCCGAUGCUCUUUGGCUACAUCGAGACUCGGGAGGAGUUUGAAUUCUACACCAAUGAGCUGUUCAGCCUCCUCAAGUCUGGCCAGCUGAAGACGAAGAUUCACAAGAUCUACCCAAUGGAGGAUAUUGUACAGGUGCACCAGGAUCUGGAAGCUCGGAAAACCAUGGGUAAAUCGCUCUUGAAGCCUUGA
Messenger RNA from Penicillium oxalicum, 993 nucleotides. Its product is annotated as quinone oxidoreductase family protein. Lineage: Eukaryota; Fungi; Ascomycota; Eurotiomycetes; Eurotiales; Aspergillaceae. Gene Ontology annotation, cellular component: cytoplasm. Gene Ontology annotation, biological process: cellular response to oxidative stress. The record is from RefSeq and is a predicted model, not a curated record. The coding region runs from base 1 to 993 and encodes 330 amino acids. Gene Ontology annotation, molecular function: quinone reductase (NADPH) activity; zinc ion binding. The transcript has 3 exons.